AUGGUUUGUUGUGUCAUACUGGGCAUUUUUGGGAAAUUCUACUUGGUGAAACUAAUCAACCUCUGGAAGGACGAUUGCUCGUACGUCUGGCAAGUGCCGGAGAACCAGCGAUGCGACUGGGUCCUCGAGACGGAGGACUGCCAAGUGGGCUCCUUCGUGCCGUACCCCAAGCUCCUCUUCUGCACCUUUGGCACGGCAAACCCCAACCUCUUUGGCCUCGGACUCGCCCUCCUCUUCCUCUGGCUCCUCUACCUCUUUCUCAUCCUAGCCAUCACUUCCGACAACUUGUACGCUCCCACAUGUAAACCCCCCAAAAAAAAAAAAAAAGUGAAAUAAAAGACACCACCAUUUGGGUCCUCCAACCGCAGCUUCUGCCCGUCGUUGUCGGUGAUAGCGUCGGUGCUCCGGUUGUCGGACAACAUAGCCGGGGUGACGAUACUCGCGUUCGGCAACGGCUCCCCCGACAUAUUCACCUCGAUCGUCUCGAGCGCCGACGAGCGGCUCAUGAUAUUCACCGAGUUGAUCGGCGCCGGGGUGUUCGUCACUGCCGUCAUAGCCGGCUCCGUGGCCGUGUUUGCCCCCUUCCGCGUCCAGCCCAGGUACCUCAUGCGCGACGCCACCUUCUACGUCCUCGCGACCGCUUGGAUCUGCUUUGUCGUCUCCGACGACGUAGUCCACCUAUGGGAGGCCUGCAGCUGCGUGCUCGUCUACGUCCUAUUCAUCCUCGUGGUCGUGCUGAUGCAGAAAUCCGAGACCCGCCGGGAUCGGCGCAACAAGCGCAUGCCUGCCCUCCAAGACCCGGACGCGCUGCGGGCCUUUGUCGAGAACCGCGGAACCGACUGGGGAGCCAUGCCCCGGCUACCGAUCAGACCGCGCGCCUUCGACCUCCAAGCCAAGCUCGACGUCGCGAUCACGAGGGAGUUGGGGAGGAGCCGGCAGCUGGACGGGGUCCCCGAGGGGCUGGAGAACGCCAUCCAGGAGGCGAUGGCCGAGCUCGACUCUAAGCCGAAGCAGCGUUCUCAGCAACAGCCGGUACAGCAGCACCAACCGAAGCAUCUGCAGCCGAGGCAGCAGCCGGAGGUGGUAGUCAAAACGAGGCCGAGGGAGAGGCUGAUAGCGCCCUUGCCGGCUGGCGCUACGAAUCCCCAGCAUCAGCUGCAGACCGCGCAGCGGAUGAUCGGGCUCAGAAAGACGCCUGGCAGGAAGGUGCCCCAGGUGGCCCUGCUGGAGAACGCCAUCCAGGAGGCGAUGGCCGAGCUCGACUCUAAGCCGAAGCAGCGUUCUCAGCAACAGCCGGUACAGCAGCACCAACCGAAGCAUCUGCAGCCGAGGCAGCAGCCGGAGGUGGUAGUCAAAACGAGGCCGAGGGAGAGGCUGAUAGCGCCCUUGCCGGCUGGCGCUACGAAUCCCCAGCAUCAGCUGCAGACCGCGCAGCGGAUGAUCGGGCUCAGAAAGACGCCUGGCAGGAAGGUGCCCCAGGUGGCCCUGGUGGCUCUUGCGCCCGCCACUCGACAAAACGCCAGCUAG
This is a messenger RNA of Copidosoma floridanum, 1527 nucleotides long. Its product is annotated as mitochondrial sodium/calcium exchanger protein. Gene Ontology annotation, molecular function: calcium:sodium antiporter activity. Gene Ontology annotation, biological process: intracellular calcium ion homeostasis; monoatomic cation transport; transmembrane transport. Lineage: Eukaryota; Metazoa; Arthropoda; Insecta; Hymenoptera; Encyrtidae. Gene Ontology annotation, cellular component: membrane. The record is from RefSeq and is a predicted model, not a curated record.